AUGGUGAUUGGCAUUCAAAGCAGGAGGAUAAUCAAAGUGGAUUUGGAAAACCCUGGUAAAAAAACACACAGAAACACUAUUUAUAAAAUUAAAGAAUGUUUGAAGCCAGAACUUGGUGAGUUUUUGGGCACGAUGGUUCUAGUAACAUUUGGAGAUGGAGUGGUAGCUCAAGUUCGACUUUCAAACCAAAAUGCUGGCAACUACACUUCCAUUGCAUUGGGGUGGGCUUCUGCUGUGAUGUUGGGAUUCGUUGCUAGUGGAGGAGACCCAGGUCAUUUGAAUCCAGGCGUGACAAUAAGUGCAGCAAUAUUUAGAAGAUUUCGCUGGAAAAGAGUGCCAUCUGUGAUAUUAGCACAGUUGCUAGGUGGGUUUAUCGGUAGCUGUGUGGUAUACGCUACAUACGUUGGAUCAAUCAAUCAAUUUGAAGGUGGACCAGAUAUAAGAAGCAUUUUUGGGGAGAAGGAAACUGCAUCCAUAUUUUGCACGUUUCCUCAAUCGUAUUUAACUUGGAGCCAAAAAUUCAUUUCAGAAUUGAUUCCAAGCAUUUUACUUCAAAUUGGUAUAUUUAGUUUGUCAGAUUUCCAUGGCCAUACAUCUCCAUCAAACACCUGCUUGCCAAUCGGUUUAUUUAUAUUGAUUCUUGCCAUCGGCUCUUCUUUUGGGUUUCAGACUGGUUACGCUAUUAAUAUGGCAAGAGAUUUUGCACCAAGAGUGGCUGCCUCCUUCUUAGGUUAUGGAGUGACGAUGUUUACAGCAUAUGAUCACUAUUUUUGGAUUCCUAUUGUCGCUCCAAUAAUAGGUUGUAUUAUUGGAAGUAUCAUUUACGACACACUUAUAUAUACAGGGGACGAUUCUCGUAUCAACCAGAAAGUGUUUGGUGUUACCAAAAAGAUGAAAAUCAGUUCAACCUAUUUUUAA
Messenger RNA from Ascoidea rubescens DSM 1968, 918 nucleotides. RefSeq names its product aquaporin. Gene Ontology annotation, cellular component: plasma membrane. The record is from RefSeq and is a predicted model, not a curated record. NCBI's taxonomy places the organism in Eukaryota, Fungi, Ascomycota, Saccharomycetes, Ascoideales, Ascoideaceae. The transcript has a single exon. The coding region runs from base 1 to 918 and encodes 305 amino acids. Gene Ontology annotation, molecular function: water channel activity; glycerol channel activity. Gene Ontology annotation, biological process: glycerol transmembrane transport; water transport.